GCUGAGAAGAGGGUUUUCCGGUCAAAGUUUCCUUUGUGAGUCGAAGUGGUGCACCACUAAAGCCAAAGCCGUGUAACCUCGUUAACAACAUUAAUAACUAAAAUGAUAAGUAGCUAACGAGAACACGCAUUCAUUUAAAUAAUACAUUCACGACACAGAGAAAUAUACCUUGCAAUUUGGUUGAAAGCCACAGGCUCCACCGCGUGACUAGACUGACAGGUAGCUGCUAGCAUCAGAUGCUAAGCUAACUAUUUAUUGUAGCUAACUGUCUGGAGCGGGGGAGGUGGACUUGUCUAGCUAUCUUUACUGUCGAUAUAUUCACAUAAAACCAUUUUCUGUUUGAAGCUGUGGAAGUAUUGGAUUUCGUUAUUCAAUAGUUCUGCUUUGGACCAUUCAGCACUCAUCCCAACUGUGUGCUGAAAUGGAAAAACCCUCUCAUUUGAUUUCGAGUAUUUAAAGGAACAGGUCUCUCUGGCAACGCUGGAGCCACAGGAUGGGAAGGAGCCAAAUACCGGCAUCAUGGUUGUUGCUGUAGCACCUGGCGCCGCACCUAGCCCGCGGAGUGAAGCAGUGACUAAUGAGCUUCAGGAGAUGACUCUGAAGCCCGCCUCCAACGACAUGCCUGUGCGGGACAGGAAGAAUGGGAUUCCGCGAGUGCAAGCUGGCUGUACUACAGACACCUGUCCUCGUCGUGGCUCAUUGUUAUCUUUUCGUAAAACAACUGCUUGCAGUAAAGAGCCAACCUGGAUACUUAAGGAGAUCCUGAGGGAAAUCGCAGAGUACCAACAGCUUUACGCUAUGGAGGAACAACAUACUCCAUCAUGGAAAGAUCCGACCACCUCACAAAAUAACUUUAACCCGACAAAAAAAGAAAAACAGAUUCAUCUACAGACACGGGUGAUUUACUUACCGUUGAAGUAGAGGCUAGUGCUCUGACUGGAAUCCAUGCAACACUGGAAAAAUUGUGUGAGGAGGUAGCAGGGCUGAGGGGGAGUUUGGAGUUUAGCCAGAGUGAAAUUCUCACGCUCCAAGGAGAAAAUAUGGCACUCACAGCCAAGAUUCCAGCAUGGAUUGUCUACUCAGGGAAAACAGGGUGAUGAUGGAGUCGCUACUAGACAUACAAAGUUGUGGCAUGCGUGAAAAUAUAUUUUUUCUGGGAUUCCUGAGGACGCAUCCAAUAAUCCAGAGGGCGCGAUCAGGGAAUUCAUGCAAUCCGCCUUGAAACUUCCUAUAGAGACUAAACGAGGUGGCUUUUCACCGAGUACACAGACUUGGAGCGACAAGAGCAAGGGUCCCUGACCGAUCAUCGCAAAAUUUGAACACUACCAACAAAAGGAGCUGUUCAAAAGCAGGGGAAGGGAGCUACAAGGGACGACUUAUGGUCCCAUUGACCAAUUUCCAAGGGAGAGAAAUGAAUGUCGUAUGAGACUGUAUCCGGUACAAAGGCAGGAAAGGGAGAAGGUCCUCCAGCUCAAACUACAGCAGAGACGCACCCGGGAGGAGCUGGUCAGCCAAGGGAUCAUGCCACCACUGAAGAGUCCGGCUGCCUUCCACGAGCAGCGGAGGAAUCUGGAGAGAGCCAGGACUGAGGACUAUCUGAAGAGGAAGAUCAGGAGUCGUCCUGAGCGCUCAGAGCUGGUCAGGAUGCACAUACUGCAGGAGACGUCAGCAGAGCCGUCUCUGCAGGCCAAGCAGCUGCAGCUGAAGAGGGCCAGGCUGGCUGAUGACCUCAAUGAUAAGAUCUCCCACAGACCUGGUCCUAUAGAGCUCAUCCACAAGAACAUCCUGCCUGUCGACCUGGACUGUCGUCUGCAGCACUCACUACUGGAUUCUCCAAAGGGUGCAGGAGAAUCCUCAUUGGACGAGGACAGCAGUGAUGCAUUUUCUCCGGAUACGCUAGCCAAUCACGACUCUCCACUGGGUCCACUCUCUCAGAUGUCCCCCUCUGACAUGCUCACUCAGAAAAAGGACAUGUCCCCCUCACAGCUAAAGUUUUCUCAGUUCCUUACCCAGGUCCCACCACCACCUCCGCUGUUGGUGAAUGGCCAAGACUCAUUGCCACCACAGAAGCUGACCAAUGGGACAGUGAUGUCGGGAGCUUCCCGCCCUGCUACUGGUCAGACCAAGUCGAAACCCAGUUUGGAGCGGCCCCCCCAGAGGCCUAAGAAGGCCAAAGACAACAAGCCCAAGGUGAAGAAGCUCAAGUACCACCAGUACAUCCCUCCGGACCAGAAGGCUGACCGGGAGCCUCCCCCUCAGCUGGACUCCACCUACACCAAGAUCCUCCACCAGCAGCAGCUGUUCCUCCAGCUGCAGAUUCUCCACCAGCAGCAGCAGCACUAUAACUACCACACCAUCCUCCCAGCACCACCCAAACCACCUGCAGAGCAACCACCUUCAACCAACCCCGCCCCUUCCCUUUUGCGCAGUGUUCCCCCGACGACCCCUGCCCCUUCCAAUCCGAAUGGGUCCAGUCGUCAGAGCCAAACCCCUGUGGGAGGAACCAAACCUUUGAUGCUACCAGCCAACCUGGAUGACUUCAAAGUUGCUGAGCUGAAACAGGAGCUGAAACUACGGUGUCUGACCGUGUCUGGUACCAAGAUGGAUCUGAUCGAGAGGCUGAGGAACUACCAGGAGCAGAACGGUUUAGAUCGAGCUGGUGUUACUGCUACUGUAACCCCUAAACCCAGCCAACCAACCCCACCGCACGCCUCAACCCAACCUGCUGGCUCCAUCAGCCCUGCCCCCCCCCAGGCCGGAACUAAUCCGCACACCCACCAUUCAGGAGAGGCAACAGGAAAGAUACCCGCUUUCUCAUUGGCUCAGAGUGCCGCUCCGGCCUGUAUUUUGAGGUUUGGCAGUACGAGCUCCUCCCCUCCAGUCUCCCCCACCCCGUCAGAACGGUCUCUGGCGGUGAUGAGCCCUGACGAGACCAGCUGUAAUGGAGACGUGUUCGGGGAGAUGGUGAGCUCUCCCCUGACCCAGCUCAGCCUGCACCCCUCUCCACAGCACCACUCCCCAGCCUCCAUCAAAGAGGAGAACCAGGGUCACUUAUCCACCUGCAGCCUCUCCCAGUCCCGUCAUUCUCCCACCGAGCUUCAGCCUGCCGCCCCACCUCAGGAGCCCCUAGCCGGGGCAACCAUGGAGGCCUCCCCCUUGGACAAGGACCAGAUGCUUCAGGAGAAGGACAAGCAGAUUGAGGAGCUGACACGCAUGCUGAGGCAGAAACAGAGGUUGGUGGAGAACCUGCGCUCCCAAUUGGAGCAGGGGAAACAGACUGGAGCAGUGAGAGAGAUGGAGGGAGUACAGGGAGUGGUGGUGAACGGUUAUGCCCAGGAGGCCCAAACCACCCCCAUCAAAGCCUCUACCAUCCCACAUCUCUCUCUCACCAACACAGACAUGGUGAGGGUCAAGAAGGAGGUAGACACAGAAGAAGGGAUGGAGGGAGUGGACGAGGCUCAGCCGACACAGUGCUCUCAGCAGACCCUGCUCAAACUGCAGCAGAUUCCCCGGAUACAGGUUGAACAACAGACACAACAAAUACUACAGACACAACAACUGAAACAACAGCAGGCACAACAACCACAGAUACAACUACUACAGACACACUCACAACAACAACAACAACAACAGACACAACAGCAUUCCAAACAACUCCAGCAACAACAGGCACAGCAGAUGCAGCAGCAGACGACUUCGGCCCAGUUGUUAUUCCAGCAACAGCUGAUCAUCCAGCAGAAACAGCUCCAGCUGCAGGACAAACAGCUGCAGGCCAAACAGCUGCAGGCCAAACAGCUGCAGGACAAACAGCUGCAGGCCAAACAGCUGCAGGCCAAACAGCUGCAAGUACUGCAGAGGAAGCAGCAGAGACAGUACCAGAGACAGCAGCAGAACAAACAACUGAGUCAGACAGUCACCCCACAACAGGUCACUCCAGUCUUCAUCAGCCAACAGAAUGGCACCCAGGUCCCCGCCCAGGCCUUCUCAUUGGACCUCCUCAAAUCGGGCACCACGCCCACCCUGGUCACCGACGGCAAUGGCAACCACUACCUGAUAGCACUGACCAAUAACAGUGCAGAGGGCCAAAACGGUGUGACCUCAUUGGGCAAAACCAGUGGAUCGCAACGCAUCACACUGCAGAGAUUGCAGUCAACUCCAAGUAAGCUCCCAAGCCAAUUGCCAGCUGAGAUGCUGAGCCCCGAUACCCAAUCAAAACAACAGUUACAACCAGGCCCUGUCAACCAGUCUAUCAAAAAGAAGGCAGGUCUACAUCUGGAAACAAAUGGCAUAACCAAUGGGGUGCCAGAGCCCACUCAAUCUGUCUCCGCCCCGCCCAAUCUCCAUCCUUUCUUUGGCGAGGUGUCCAACUUGUCUGAAAGCCAAAGCACCCAUCCCCCCUCCCUCAAGAGAGAAGUGUGUCUGACUUUUGACUGGCACACUUUGUUCAUCCCUCCCUCUCCUGAACAGACCUCUUUCUCCUUCACUCCACGCCCUAAAGAGAACGGGCUGAGCAGUCAACAGAUGGACGAUCUGUUUGACAUCCUCUUGAAGAGUGGCGAAAUCUCUGGAUUCCGAGCCAACCCAGACCCUUCCCUGGCCCAAAACCACUCCAACCCCCCCACCCCUCCCUCGUCCCCUCUCCACAUCUCGCCGUCCACCACCCCCCCGGAGCCCUCCCUGCCCGCUGUGCCUUCCCAGCAGCCCUCGCCAUCACCCUGCACAGGAAGUGGUCGUCUGGAGGACUUCCUAGAGAGCACCACGGGCACGCCCCUCCUGGGGGUGGAGCCUGAUGGCGGUCUGACUUUGAUUGAUGACCUCCACAGCCAAAUGCUGAGCACCCCCAGCAUCCUGGACCAUCCCCCCUCCCCGGUGGACAUGGACACUAGCGACCUGGGCUUCUCCACCCACCCGGCAGGGCUUGACAUUGACGACCCAGCCCUGGACAGCAUGGACUGGCUGGACAUCUCUAUGGGUGGUGGAGGUGGGAGGACGAGUCUCGCCCCUCUGGGCCCCCACUCGCCCCCCAGUGUGUUCUCAGCGGACUUCCUGGACAGCUCGGACCUCACUCUGCACUGGGACUCCUGUUUGUAGCUCUUGCGGAAUGAGGAGUAUGCACAAAGCAGGUCCACCACUCUGGAGGUACACUGAGACAGGGAGUCUUGUCCUGCGUUCUCUGCCCUCUCGUCAUGUUUGAACAGGCUAGAGAGCAAAACUGACUUUAGAUCAGAGGCAGUGUGUGAAGGGAAUACUGUGGAGUUUGGUCACGCUCUGACAGAUCCUUCUGGUGACAAAGGGUAACACGUGAAAUGCAGCCCCGAUGUGUCAGUGGUGCUUCUAACUUUGCACUUAUGCUGAGACUGUUGAUUGGUGAAAAGUUGUAAUGGAACAAAUCUCAUUGGUGGAAACCUACUAAUGAAUCAAACCUCAUUGGUGCAAACCAGGGGUGUGUUCAGUACGAAAGAAUGGUGUUAAGUUUUCUCCAUCAAAUCAUUUAUUUCAAUGAAAACUGUACUCCACUAAACGGCCAGUUGAAGAACAGUGUGAUUAUGGUGGCCCAGAGGGAGAUGGCCCAGAGGGAGAUUGUAAAUGGUGUGUGCUGCAUGAGUUUUACGAUUUUAAAUGGUCACACCCAUAUUGAUCAUGCCACACCCACCAAACGAGAGCAAACACAGCUCAAAGACUUUUGAAGAACGGUACACACCGUUUCGGGGAAGCGUGUCAUUCAGUACAAACUGUCACGCAACGGAGGAAAUGUUAAAUUGAACGCACCCCAGUUGAUGAAAUUAACCUCAUUGGAGGAGGCAGUUACUGGAGGUGUUUGCUAGACGACUAUGCAUUUCUGUAUAUGAGGUGUGUAUUAUCGAUUAUCCAUCUUUUUCUUCCCGGUUGCUUAGAAUAGCAGGUAGGGUAUAUAGGGGUCUCAGCUUCCAAACAACUUUUUUAUGAAAAAAAUACAAUAAAAAAAUGUAAACUUGAA
This is a messenger RNA of Oncorhynchus mykiss (rainbow trout), 5977 nucleotides long. The record is from RefSeq and is a predicted model, not a curated record. Lineage: Eukaryota; Metazoa; Chordata; Actinopteri; Salmoniformes; Salmonidae.